This is a messenger RNA of Vigna radiata var. radiata (mung bean), 2270 nucleotides long. RefSeq names its product calcium-dependent protein kinase 28-like. Bases 240 to 1898 code for a protein of 552 amino acids. The transcript has 12 exons. Gene Ontology annotation, molecular function: calmodulin binding; ATP binding; calcium-dependent protein serine/threonine kinase activity. The record is from RefSeq and is a predicted model, not a curated record. NCBI's taxonomy places the organism in Eukaryota, Viridiplantae, Streptophyta, Magnoliopsida, Fabales, Fabaceae. Gene Ontology annotation, biological process: intracellular signal transduction; protein autophosphorylation; peptidyl-serine phosphorylation. Gene Ontology annotation, cellular component: nucleus; cytoplasm.
GAAGUAGUUUUGCCAUUCUCUCAUAUUUUUCAUUCAAAAGUCUCUUUUGACCACCACCACCACCUUCCACCUUCUACCCUUCUUCCUCCUCCCUGCUUCCUUCUUUCCUUUCUCCUAUUUCUCUUUCUCUCACGCACACAAUCAUCCACUCUACGCAUAAACCUCUAAAUUCUCUUUCUCUCUAUGCUAAUCAACCACUGAAUGCUAACAUCUUCUCAUCUCUCUGCCAUUCUUCUAUAAUGGGCAUCUGUUUUUCAAGCACCAAGGUCAGCGGCUCCAGCAGCAACAACGCUGGUGCUUCCAAUCGCAACCGCAAAUUCUCGGAGCCGCUGCCUGCGCAGGGGGAGCCCGUCGUGCAUAAGCAACAGUCGUCGCAUGGUCAACGGCGGCGCGAAGAAUCGCGGAAGCCCCCACGCACCAAGGAGAAAGCGAACGUGCGUCGCCCGGGGGGGACACUGCCUUGCGGAAAGCGCACGGAUUUUGGAUACGAGAAAGACUUUGACAAGAGAUUUUCGCUCGGGAAGUUGUUGGGACACGGCCAAUUCGGUUACACUUACGUUGGGAUAGACAAAGCAAAUGGGGAUCGUGUCGCCGUUAAGAGACUCGAGAAGAACAAGAUGGUUCUCCCUAUAGCGGUUGAGGAUGUUAAGCGUGAAGUCAAGAUAUUGAAAGAACUUACAGGCCAUGAAAAUGUGGUUCAGUUCUACAAUGCUUUUGAGGAUGAUUCAUACGUGUACAUAGUUAUGGAGUUAUGUGAGGGUGGAGAACUGCUAGAUCGGAUAUUGGCCAAGAAGGACAGUCGUUAUUCUGAAAAAGAUGCAGCUGUGGUUGUAAGGCAGAUGCUUAAGGUUGCGGCUGAGUGUCAUUUACAUGGGUUGGUUCAUCGAGACAUGAAACCAGAGAAUUUUCUUUUCAAAUCAACCAGAGAAGAUUCACCUUUAAAAGCUACAGAUUUUGGUUUGUCUGAUUUCAUAAAGCCUGGGAAGAGGUUUCAAGACAUUGUUGGCAGUGCUUACUAUGUUGCACCAGAAGUGUUAAAACGAAAGUCAGGUCCUGAGUCAGAUGUAUGGAGUAUUGGUGUGAUUACAUACAUAUUGCUUUGUGGGAGACGUCCAUUUUGGGAUAAGACAGAGGAUGGUAUCUUCAAGGAGGUCUUACGGAACAAGCCUGAUUUUCGGCGGAAACCAUGGCCAACCAUAAGCAAUGCUGCAAAAGAUUUUGUGAAGAAAUUGUUGGUAAAAGAUCCCCGUGCAAGAUAUACUGCUGCUCAGGCUCUAUCACAUCCAUGGGUUAGAGAAGGGGGAGAGGCAUUAGAGAUGCCUAUUGACAUAUCUGUCCUGAACAACAUGCGACAGUUUGUGAAGUAUAGUCGGUUGAAACAGUUUGCACUAAGGGCAUUGGCCAGCACACUUAAUGAAGAAGAGUUGUCUGAUCUGAAAGAUCAGUUUGAUGCAAUAGACGUGGACAAAAAUGGUUCUAUCAGUCUUGAAGAGAUGAGACAGGCUCUUGCUCAAGAUCUCCCUUGGAAAUUGAAAGAAUCACGUGUGCUAGAGAUAUUACAAGCGAUAGACAGCAACACAGACGGGCUAGUGGAUUUCUCCGAGUUUGUAGCAGCUACAUUACAUGUACAUCAGUUGGAGGAACAUGAUUCUUUUAAGUGGCAGCAACGGUCACAAGCUGCUUUUGAGAAAUUUGACUUGGACAAGGAUGGCUACAUUACUCCAGAUGAACUUAGAAUGCACACGGGUUUGAGAGGCUCCAUUGAUCCAUUGCUUGAGGAAGCCGACAUUGAUAAAGAUGGAAAGAUCAGCUUACCAGAAUUCCGCAGACUUUUAAGAACUGCAAGCAUCGGUUCUCGAAACGUGUUGAGCCCGAAUCGGUUUCAUCGAAAGAUGUAGAUUAGAUGUGUUUGAUUGACUGAGAUAGAUAACUGAGGAAAAGAGAAUGAUGAUUUUCCUCUAAGAUGAUCUGCUUUGCCAUUUAUGGUGAAGCCGUUGUUGUGCACAUUUUGCUGUGUAUGGAACUCUGAAUCUACAUCUGUGGCAUAGAACACAGCAGAAUAGUGUUAAGGUUAGCGUUGAGGAGCAUAUGCAUUAGUGUGUGGAUUAUUGAGUUGAGGUAUCAGAGUUACAUCAGUGUACAUCAUUUAAGUUCAAGGCUUUUCUGGGCCUGUUUGUGUAAUUCUUGUAAUGUGUAAUACUGUAAUUAUAAAUAAAAAAUUCUCAUACUGAAAUUUAAUAUAUACAAAAAGAAGUUAUUUGGUUAGUUAC